Messenger RNA from Drosophila persimilis, 1020 nucleotides. RefSeq names its product endonuclease G, mitochondrial. The transcript is spliced from 2 exons. The coding region runs from base 43 to 957 and encodes 304 amino acids. Lineage: Eukaryota; Metazoa; Arthropoda; Insecta; Diptera; Drosophilidae. Gene Ontology annotation, molecular function: metal ion binding; nucleic acid binding; RNA endonuclease activity. Gene Ontology annotation, cellular component: nucleus; mitochondrial inner membrane. Gene Ontology annotation, biological process: apoptotic DNA fragmentation. The record is from RefSeq and is a predicted model, not a curated record.
AAAAACAAAAUGUAACUUCAUCCUCCGUCCCGUCCCCCUUCAAUGACCCGAAAAUGGCAACUAUUGGCUCUUGGGCUUGUCCUGGGACUGACCACUGUCUGUGCCUCCUUUGUGGCAGGCUUUUACUCCCAUCACGAGAUCGCCAGUCGAAGGCUGCAGCAGUUGAUACAAGAAGAUCCCUAUGCCUACUACAUUAGUCCCAAAAUCUAUAAAGUGUUUUCUUUCUUUAGAACUAAAGAUGAAGCUGAUCAUCGACUGAGGCAGAUCAUGAAGUAUGGUUUCCCGGGUCUGGAUGAUUUACGGCUGUACAGUGACUUUGUGCUAUCCUACGAUCGACGGAAUCGUGUGGCCCAUUGGGUGUGUGAGCAUCUGCAGGUGGACGCACUGCAGUCCGGCCAAGUGAGUCGACAACGUGCCUCGUAUCGACCGGAUCUGACUGUGCCCUCGAAUUUCCGAUCAACCCUGGCGGAUUAUCAUCGCUCUGGCUUCGACCGUGGUCAUCUGGCGGCAGCUGGCAAUCAUCGCGGACUCCAGAGCCACUGCAACGAAACCUUCUUCCUGACCAACAUAGCACCACAAAUAGGUCGCGGCUUCAAUAGUGGGGCUUGGAACAAACUGGAGAUCUAUGUGAGGGAUCUAACACUUCGCUUUGGAUCGGUGUACGUCUGCACGGGUCCUCUGUACAAGCCCAAGCAGCGAACGGGAGGCAAACUCAGCGUGGAGUUCGAGAUGAUUGGCUUGAGUAUGGUGGCAGUGCCAACGCACUUCUUCAAGGUCAUCAUUGUGGAGUCGAAGCUGCCCCUGGGCAAACCCUAUAUGGAGGGUUACGUUCUGCCCAACACUGCCCUUCCAGAUGGACUCAAUUUGCGCUCUUUCCUCUGUGAUAUCCGGGAGAUUGAACACUAUGCGGGUCUGAAGUUCUUCGAUGGUUGUUUCGAGAUUUCGGUUAACAAAUAAUCCGAGGGGGACAACAUCAGUUGGAAAAAUUGUAUACAAUUCCAUAUUCUAUUCUAAUGAAAA